UUUUUUUUUUUUUUUUUUUUUGCAGCUCUCACUUCAACGUCACUGACAACUGUGGGACAAAAAUGUCGUUGCACGUAGAAGAUAUUCAUAAGCGGCCGAAGGGCAUUCUCAAAAACUCCAGCUCCCAUCACCACCUUCAAGGCACUUACGAUGAGCACUCCCCGCCCUUCGUUCCAACUACCGUUGACACUAAAGAACUCACUCUCCACAACACUCUUCAAAAUGCCGGGCGUCGCCACUCCUCGUCCUCUCGUCGGACCUCCCUCGCCAGUUCCCACGGGCAACAUGAUGAGAACUCCCCGCGCUUAAAAUGGGAUGAAGCAAACCUGUACCUAACUGAGCAGGAACGCACGGCAAAGAUGAAAAUCGACGAGCCCAAGACCCCCUAUGCGCCACACUACGAUCCGACCGAGGACGAGGAAGAAAUGCGGCUCGCGGAGGCGCAGGAGAGUCUGAUCGAUGCGCAGGGCUUGGUUGUUGACGAACUAGAUCGCGAUAAACCCGAAAUUGCGGCUGCGGCUCAUAAGCGAGUCAUGGAAGAUGAUAUUCCGGAGCUGGAGCUGGGGGAGCCGGAGGAGGAGGUGAUUGGGGGGGGAGUCGCGCAUGCGAUUGCGGGCGAUGGGAGUGAUCGAAUCACCCGUGCGCGCAGCUUGAGCAAUGAGUCGCAUCGCAGCGAUAAGCAUGUCGUUGUGGGAACAGACCAAGUGAACGGGGACGAUGGGGAGGUAAGCAAGGAUGGGCUGAUGACAACUGCUGAGACGAAGGAAAAGCAUCGGCAAUUUGAGCAGCAAAGGCGGAGACAUUAUGAGAUGCGGAAUAUUAAGGAGCUCCUAGCACAUCCUGAGGUUGAUGAAAUGGAGGAAGAUGAAGUAGACGCUGACGAAGAAGAAGAAGAAGAAGAACCCACCUCUGGUGUUUCACCUCCGAUGCCUCAGAUUCCCGAACGUUUUUUGAACGGGACCAUGUAAGCAGAACAGCUGCGACGGUUGGCAUGGUUGCUUUUACGAUUCGAUGUAUAUUCCCCAGCGCGUUUGUUCGGAUGUCUUGUUAUUUGCUGGUUGAGACGUGAAACGACGAGGCAGGACGAGGAGCCUCUGAUUUCGUACUACUUAAUUGCUUGAGUUAAAGAUCUUUUGCUUCUGGUCUGGAUUGUUUUGGAUGGUUAUUUGUGAUGAUAGAAGACGACCUUCUGGUCGAUGCCUGCAUGUCUACUAAACGGAUGGAAUGAGCAAUCUACCUACGCUACUACGUUUCCCCAUUUCUGCUCUCACGGAGUAUUGGAUGAGCAGAUUUGUGUUUUAUACAGAGUACGCAAGGAAGCUGACUGGAUCGUAUCGAUCUGCAGAAGAUAAAAUUAAUUAAUUAAUGUCAGUCAGGAGAACUCCAA
Messenger RNA from Aspergillus ochraceoroseus IBT 24754, 1387 nucleotides. RefSeq names its product PP1-complex regulatory subunit GLC8. The transcript is spliced from 3 exons. Gene Ontology annotation, molecular function: protein phosphatase inhibitor activity. The record is from RefSeq and is a predicted model, not a curated record. The coding region runs from base 63 to 968 and encodes 301 amino acids. Gene Ontology annotation, biological process: regulation of signal transduction. Lineage: Eukaryota; Fungi; Ascomycota; Eurotiomycetes; Eurotiales; Aspergillaceae.